AUGCACUUCUCCUCCCUCGCCGUCAUAACCCUCCUCUCUGCCCUAGCCGCAGCCAAACCCGGCAAGGUCGUCCUCUACGACACAGCCGGCUGCACAGGCAAUGAGCUCUGGACCGGCGAGGUCGAUCACGACCCCAUCUCGCCCUCCGGCGACGAGAUCAACGCAGCUCGUUCCUUCAAGUACGAGGGCUACUUCUCGCUCCUAGUGGCUAAGAACCACCUUCUCAACGACCACACUUGUGGAUACUGCAGCAACUACCACGAAGACCACUCUGGCGGUGGUUGCCAGGAUAUCAACACUGGAUGGCCUUUGAACGAGGGUCGCAUUGUUCCGGAGACCAAUGAUCCUAGUGAUAUUCCUUGCAGAAACUAUCUGAUCAACUGCCCUUUCCCCGUGCCGCCUGGUAAUGGACUUGAGGCGCAGGAGUAA
Penicillium waksmanii is the source of this 429-nucleotide messenger RNA. RefSeq lists its product as uncharacterized. The transcript has a single exon. The record is from RefSeq and is a predicted model, not a curated record. NCBI's taxonomy places the organism in Eukaryota, Fungi, Ascomycota, Eurotiomycetes, Eurotiales, Aspergillaceae. The coding region runs from base 1 to 429 and encodes 142 amino acids.